CUCCUUCUCUUACUAAUGAACCCUUACAUUCUAGCAAUCUUCCUUUCAAGUUUAGGCCUUGGCACAACCCUCACCUUUGCCAGCUCCCACUGACUGCUAGCCUGAAUAGGACUUGAAAUCAAUACCCUAGCCAUCCUUCCCCUCAUAGCCCAACAACAUCACCCCCGAGCAGUAGAAGCCACAACCAAAUAUUUCCUUGCCCAAGCAACCGCAGCAGCAACCAUUCUAUUUGCAAGCACCACAAAUGCCUGAAUUAUAGGAGAAUGAAAUAUUAACCAUCUCUCUCACCCUAUCGCAGUUACAAUUGUUACAAUAGCCCUAGCACUAAAAGUAGGCCUGGCCCCUAUACACUUCUGAAUACCAGCAGUAUUACAAGGACUAGACCUUACGACAGGACUAAUCAUAGCCACCUGACAAAAACUAGCACCAUUCGCACUACUAAUCCAAAUUGCCCCAUUUUCACCCCCAGCUUUACUAACUACCCUAGGCCUAUUAUCAACCCUUGUAGGAGGAUGAGGGGGACUAAACCAAACCCAACUACGAAAAAUUUUAGCUUACUCAUCAAUUGCACACCUAGGAUGAAUAAUUGUUAUCCUACAAUUUAUACCCCAACUCACCCUACUAACACUAGGCAUUUACAUUGCCAUAACAAGCGCAACCUUCCUGACAUUCAAAUUUAUAUCAACAACAAAAAUCAAUACAUUAGCAUUAGCCUGAACCAAAACGCCAACCAUCACAACAACAGCAGCCCUAAUUCUCCUAUCACUAGGGGGUCUCCCCCCUAUGACCGGAUUCAUACCAAAAUGAUUGAUCCUACAAGAAAUGACAAAACAAGGCCUCCCCCUAACCGCAACCAUCCUUGCCCUUAGCGCCCUCCUAAGCCUAUAUUUUUACCUGCGCCUCUGCUAUGCAAUAACCUUAACAAUUUCACCUAAUACAAACAAUGCCACAACCCCCUGACGCUUGCCAAACACCCAAACAAGCCUUCCCCUAGCUAUUCUCACAACUGCAGCCCUCACAUUACUUCCCCUCACCCCAGCAACCCAGGCACUAAUCCACUA
This is a messenger RNA of Trichomycterus rosablanca, 1061 nucleotides long. RefSeq names its product NADH-ubiquinone oxidoreductase chain 2-like. The record is from RefSeq and is a predicted model, not a curated record. Gene Ontology annotation, molecular function: NADH dehydrogenase (ubiquinone) activity. The transcript has a single exon. Gene Ontology annotation, biological process: mitochondrial electron transport, NADH to ubiquinone. Lineage: Eukaryota; Metazoa; Chordata; Actinopteri; Siluriformes; Trichomycteridae.